ACAAAGAGAAAGGAAAUAUUUGUAGAAGCAGGGAGGCAACAGAGCACAAAAGAAGACGACAAGACACAAGCCAGACAUGAGCCUCCAGGUGUGUCACUGUGGCUGGUCCAAAGUGACGACUUACCAUGGCCUGAGAACUCACCAGGGGAAGAUGGGAUGCACAAAGAGGGGUGUGAAGGUUGAGAGUGAACAGCAGUACAUGUGGGGAAAUGUGGGGUUUACAAACAAUCAAAAGGACCUGCGUCUGGAUGUCUACGCCUCUAUCAAGACUGAUACAACAGACUACAUCUGUUCCGACUUGAGCCUCCAGGUUUGUCACUGUGGCUGGUCCAAAGUGACGACUUACCAUGGCCUGAGAACUCACCAGGGGAAGAUGGGAUGCACAAAGAGGGGUGUGAAGGUUGAGAAGAGUGAACAGCAGUACAUGUGGGGAAAUGUGGGGUUUACAAACAAUCAAAAGGACCUGCGUCUGGAUGUCUACGCCUCUAUCAAGACUGAUACAACAGACUACAUCUGUUCCGACUUGAGCCUCCAGGUUUGUCACUGUGGUUGGUCCAAAGUGACGACUUACCAUGGCCUGAGAACUCACCAGGGGAAGAUGGGAUGCACACCGAAGGCAGCAAGUAUCCCAAAGAAAGAGCAGUACGUGUGGACAAAUGAGUGGGAAGAAGUGGAUGAAAGGAAACAUCAGCCUGCUAAGACUGUCAAGAAGGAGAAUGUGGCGACGUCCUCAAGCAUGAAAGUCUGCAGCAGCUCUGCGGCAACAGCAGCUGCAAUUAAGGUGGAAUGCAAAGAACGUAUGUACAGGAUUAUAGUUCAGUCAGUACAAGAGUUUGCACAACAAUCUGAAAAAUAAAGCAGCUAAGCAUGAUACUGACCUUCUACUUUUACCAUAGAUUUUACUAAUUCACAGCACUCUUUUCAAAUAGCCACAAAAUCAAAGUCACGCCGUCAGCUGUAUGAUUUCUCCGCUGGUAUGCAGGUACAGCAUAUAACUGUUCCAUCAAGAACAAACAAAAUACAAAACCAAACAAUUAAUCUUUAACCAGGAUGUAAAUGUCUUUCA
Messenger RNA from Micropterus dolomieu (smallmouth bass), 1066 nucleotides. RefSeq lists its product as uncharacterized. Bases 77 to 856 code for a protein of 259 amino acids. The record is from RefSeq and is a predicted model, not a curated record. Lineage: Eukaryota; Metazoa; Chordata; Actinopteri; Centrarchiformes; Centrarchidae. The transcript is spliced from 5 exons.